This is a messenger RNA of Paramecium pentaurelia, 10716 nucleotides long. NCBI's taxonomy places the organism in Eukaryota, Ciliophora, Oligohymenophorea, Peniculida, Parameciidae. The record is from the annotation of a GenBank genome assembly.
AUGGAAAAAAUCAGCUUACAAAGUUCAUAUUCUUUUUUGAUAACUACACUCAUUCUUUUGGCCUCUUUUCACCAGAGCUACUGCUGCAAUUAUAAUACAUACAAUGAUGCAUUAAUUCCAAUUGAACAUCCUAUUUCUACAUAUACAAUCGAUCCUCUGAAUAACGAAAAUUUCUUUUCCUUUGGAUUUUGGAGUCUAGGCAUUCCAUAAUAAACAUUUAAGAAUUACCCUUAAGUUGUUUCAGAUUACCUUUAAUCUAUGCCACAAGAUGGACAAUUAUUAUUUUUAAUAUAGGGGAAGCAAUAAAAUUUAGUCUUGGGAUAUAUUUACAUGAACAUGUUAAGCAAACAAGUAAUAUAUAAAGUUGUCUUAUUUGGGAAUCCUAAUUAAAUUAUAGAAUUUCCAUAUACUCCAGUUCAAUUUGAAGAAGAGUGGAUUUUAAGUUUAUUCACAAUUAAAUUAGAUUAAGGAACAUUCACUGUAGAAAUGACAGGUUAAAUAAAAUAAAGUAGAAGUAUAUUAAAUGGCAUAAGCUAUGAAAGAAUAAUAAUUGGAGGACAAGGUUAUGUAAUGAAUAACAUUUAUAAUUUAGAUUGGUUAAGGAUUUAAUCUUAAUAUAUUCAAUGGCAGAUUAUCAAAGAUACAUAUGAGUUAUUAAAUUGAUGAUAUAUAAAAUAAAUUCAAAUACAUGAGUGAGAAUUGUAAAAUCCCACUUCCUUAAGAGGGAUAAUAAACUGUAUAUUUUAUUAAAGGAUUAAAAAUAUUUGAAGGCAGCUCAUCAUUGUUAUAUACAUUGAAUUAAUUUGGAAAUCGAUUUUGUUUAUCUGGAUGGGUGAAAUAUGAUGCAUCUAGAAUAGUAACAUACGCUAAAUACAAUUUGAUAAGGAUGAGUCUGUUUAAAAACUAUAAUUUUUAAACAAAGUAUGGAGAUGAAAUAUUUUAAAUGUUAACAUAAAUUAAUAAAGCAAAUCCUAAAGGAACUUAUGUCUCUGUAAUUGCAGAUGAUCGAUUAAUGCCUAUAAUGGGUAAAAAUGACUAUAAUAUAAUAAUUCAAAGAGUAGCACUAUUUUCUGAAUAUUCUUAUAGACAUUUCAUAGGAUUACAAUAAUGGCAUUUUAUUAAAUAUGAAUAUGGAUCAAAAUUAUAAGGAAAAAGAAGUUCAGUUUAAAUUUAAUUCUUUAAUGAUUUAGGUUUAAAAGAAAUUACUUUUAAUAAUAUAUCUCCAAUUAAUUCACCUUUCUAUAUAAAUAUAGGAGCAGAUGAUUUCUAGAAAGAUAUCCUUUAAGCUUCAAUUUUUGAUUUUAAAUUUGAAUAUAAUUAUGAAGAUGACAAAUAAAUACUGUUUAAAGGUUUGAUUAUAAAUAUAUAAUUAGCUUGCCAUUAUUCUUGUUAAACAUGUAGAGGACCACUUGAAAAUAAUUGUAUCACAUGCAAUUCAUAAUCACAUAGAUAUUAUUUAGAGGAAAUAAGCAAAUGUGAAUGUUAAUAGGGAUAUAUAAAUGUAGUAGAUGAAAGUAAUUGUGUAGAUUUCUCUUAAAUAUUUCCAUUAAUAAAAACCUAAGAAGUUCUUCAUUAUGAUGAAAUCUAAUGUUAAUUUGGUUAUUUCAUUUUACCAAAUAUUGGAUUCUCUGCAUAAUGUGUUAAAUGGUAUUAAUUUAAAUUAUGAAGUCCAUAAUCUAAUUUCUUAAAUUUGUUGUGUGUUGACUGUCUCUAUUCUCCAUAUACUUGGUACUUAAAGCCUAUUUGUAAAUUUGAUUUGAUUUCAGCAAAAGAAUCUUUGAAUAAUGCAUUUUCAUAUGUUGAAAGAGAUCAAAUUAAUUAUGAUUUAUAUUUAGUUGAUAAUUAAGGGGAAAUCAAUUUACAUAAAGGUAUCUUAGAUUUUUGUGAAAUGGAAUCAGAUUCACCUGAUUGUUUUAAGGCUGCACAUAAACAUCUAAAUUAAACAAUUUUUAUUAAAUGUAAGCCAAAUUACUUUCAAUUUAAUGGAAAUUGUAUGUAGGUAAAUCCUUAUUGUCUCAAAGCUUCAAUUGAAGGGAAAUGUUUAUAAUAUUAAAAUGGAAUGUAUUGGAAGAAUGAUUAAUUAUAUUAAUGUCCUAAUAAUUGUGAAUUAUGUUAUUAUAAUAAGGAAAUUUAAAAUCCUUAUUGUUAAUAAUGUAAAGAGAAUUUCACCUUAGAUAAUGGGUAAUGUAUUCAAUGUGGUAAUUAUUGCAAAGUUUGUCAAAAAUAUUAUGAUCCCAUUAAUCAAAAUAGUUAUUUUAGAUGUUAUAAAUGUUUAGAUGAUUCUAAAUACUUUAUUUCAUUUGAUGCAAUUAAUUGUUAAUAAAAUACAAUUAAAAAUUGUAUAUAUGCUUUUCAAACUUUAUCAAAUAAUUUUCAAAUUAAUACUCUUGAUGUAUCAUUUAAACCUAGAAAUGAUUGGAAUAAUAUCAAGAUAUCUUGUGCAUUAUGUAAUCUACAAUAUGGAGUAAUUCUUGAUUAAAGUUUAUGUAUAUCAAUGCAUGAAGUUACAUGUCAAUUCUCUGUUGUUCAAAAGAUUGUUGAUAUACCCAUGGAUGAUAACAUCUUUUACACAAUAUUAGAUUAUGAUUAUUAUACAACACCUUCAGGUGAAUAAAUUACAUUUGGCUUUUUAGAUGAUGGAAAUAUUAUAUUAACAUCAUAUUAAUACUGUAUAAUUUCAGAGAGAUACUUUGUUUAAUAAGAUAUAGAAGUUGUUUAAUUCACAGAAAAAUGCUCAGGAAAUGUGAAAUAUUGUGAAGUUUGUUUAAAGGAUAGAACUUAUAUUUGGGGUGUGACUUAUGAUUGUCUUGAAUGUGAAAAAGGAUAUUAUGCAGAUAGAGUAUCAGGUAAAUGUUAUCAAUGUCCUCAAGAAUUAAAUUGUUAUAAAUGUUAAUCUCAAUAAAAACUAUAUAAAGAUAGAUGGAAAAAUAAUGUAAGAGCCUUUUAUAAUGUGGUUAUUCAAAAGAAUACUGAACAUACAUUUAGAUAAUAUGGAUAAAGUGAUAAUUAUGAUGAUUAUGAAAUAGUUUGUUCAGAGUGUUAAAUUGGAUAUGAAUUAAGAAAUGAUAAAUGUAUACUUGCUUGUCCUGAAUCAUGUUUAGAAUGUUAGUACAUAAAUGAUUAAAAUUAAUGUAUCAAAUGUCCAAAAAAUUAAAAAGGAAGAAAAUUAAGUUUGUCUUAAAAUUAAUGUAUUGAUUGUCCAUAAAAUUGUUCUUUAUGUCGAUUAAGAUCAAAAGAUGAAAUAAGAAGCAUUAAUCCAUUAUUUGACAAUAAUGAUUAUAUUUCAUAUACGUAUCAAUGCUUAAAAAGCUUUAAUGAUGCUGAAUACUAUUAUGAAUAAGAAUAGGGUAUAUUCAUAUAAUGUUCUAAACAUCAGUAUUGUAAUUAUGAAUUCAUUCUUACUUUCAAUCUUUAUUGUUCAGAAUUAGAUUAUGAAUCAGCAUUGAUUUCGUUAUCAUCAUAAUAUGAAUAAAACUUAUUUAAAUAAUAAAAUCUAUUAUUAUCAGAUUUAAUAUCAGGAAAUAGUUUUAAGGAGGUAUAUAUAAUAGUCAUUAUAAUUAGUUUGAAAAAGAUUUAUUCUAUCAAUAAGCCAAUUAAAUAUCAAUAAGAACUAUUAUACUAAAUAUAUCAAGUGUAAAAGAAUAAAUUUGUAAAAUACCUUCAAAUGGAAUAAUUUAAUAGAUUUUUAGUAAAAAUAUUUUUACAACAAUGUAAAUAUUACCAAUAUUAAUUUAGAAAUGUUGAAAUAACAAUGAAUUUCAACAAUAAUACAAUUAUAGAAUUUGAAAAACCACUAAAAUUCUUAAAUUUUAAUAAAAUCACUAUAUAAGGAGCAAUCUUACAUCCAAUUAUUAAUGACAAAUUAAAAUAAAUUAUAUUUGAUAGUGUAUUUCCUUAAACUAUCCUACUUUAACACAUUGUUUAUUAAUAAUUAUCAAAUGUAAAUGAUUAAUCAGCUAUACUUUUUAAUAAUGUUAAAAAUUUAGUAUUAGAUAAUUUCAAAAUAAUUGGAUUAGUUUAAAAUGAAAUACAGAAGUUUAUUGAGAUUUCAGAAACAUUGAAUUAAAAAUCUAUUACAUUCUUGAAUUUCUAACUAAUUAAUUCAUUUUUGUAAAAUUAAAUCACUAUAUUCUGCCACCUAAACAAAAAUGAUACCAUUAAUAUUGAUAAUUUAAUUGUAAACUCUAAAUUUAAUAAUUCUACUUUGAUAAAAACAGGGUAAUAAUAAUAAUUUGGUCUUCUUUAAAUGAAUAAUGCUAAUUUUGAAAUUAAUGUACUUGAUUGUUUAUUUUUCUUAAACCUUUAUUCACUUAGAUAAAUUAAAAUUAAAUAAAUGAAAAUUGAAAAUUCUGAUAUUUAAAACUCAACAUUAGUUAUUUUAAAUAAUAAUAAUAAUAUAGAUAAUUUCAUAAUUUAAUUAAGUAGAUUUAGAGAGAAUAGUUAAGCAAUAAUGAAUUCUAAUCAACUAUCUUUGGAUAAAUUAUUAAUAAAUUUAUCAAAUAUUAUACUUCAAUUAAAUGAAUAUCAUUAAUCUACAAAGUUUAUAUCAUUUUAGAAAUACAACAAUAAUCAAUCUUAUAUAGAAAUAAAUUAAUUCAAAAUAAUUAAUAACUAUAUAUCAUAGAAUACACCUGAUAAAAUAAUGAACAUUCAAUACUCUGCUCUUAUUUAUCUAUAACUUGAUAUAAUCACUAUUGUUGAUUUAGAAUUAGUUAGAGGUUAUGGUUUGAUUGAUUUAAGUAUAAAUAAUGUCCAAAAACUAAAAAUAAAAUCUAUCAGAAUAUCUUAAGGUCAUUAGUAUAAAUUUUUAGGUCUUCAUUAAUUUAUGGAUUGCUAAUUAUAAUAAGUUAAAGGAGAAUCUUAUCUGCAAUCACUCUUUAUAUCAUCAGUAAUUGAUCUUGAAAUUGAAGAUUUAAUUAUAAGAUCUGCUUAAACAUAUAAUUCUCCAAUUUUAUACUAUAAAUCUUCGGAAAAGAUUAAAUAAUAAUAAUUCGAAAUAAUUUUAUUAAGUGAUGUUAUUAUAGAAUCCAACUUAUUGCUUUUAACAAAUUAGAAAUUUCAAACAGCAAUUCUCUUUUUUGAAUCUGUUUAAGAAACUACCUUAUAAUUUUCAAACAUUACUUUUUAUGGAAAUGUAUUACAUGAAUAUCUCUAAAAUAACCUCCAAACUUCGGCUUUACUUUUAAAUUUGAAUUGUAUCUUAGGUACCAUAAUAAUUAGUGAUACAAUAUUUAAUAAAAAUAUAGUAUUAAACAGUACUGAUAGUAUUAUAUACAUAAAAAGUGAGAAAUUAUUAUUUCAUAAUUGCACUUUCUCUGAGAAUAGUCUAUUUAAUUAUGCAAUAUUAUAACCUUAUUUAUUAUGGGGAUUCUUAGACUCUUAAGCAGUAUACUAAAAAGAAUUAAGUUAAAUAUUUAGAGUAAAAUCUUAAUCUGGAAAUGGAAAACUAUUAGUUGAACAUCUUGAUAUAUAAUUUUGUAUAUUUGAAUAAUCUAUAGGAUAUUCAGGUGGAGCAUUAUUAAUUGAAGCUCAAAAGAAUAGCAUUAUUAAUAUUGUUAAUAGUUAAUUUAGUAAUAUUUCAACUGAGUUUUAAAGAGAACUGGGAUUUGGUGGAUCUAUAUUUUUAGAUGGUACUUCAUCUUAAUCAUUAAAUGUAUCUUUUUAAGAAUUAAUUAUUCAAAAUAUUUAAGCUUAAGAAUAAGGUGGUUUCCUAUAUAUAAUGACAGGGACUUCAUAAGUUUAGAUUUAUUUAAAUAAAUUAACUAUAUAAAAUGUAUAUGCCAAAAUUGGAUCUAUAAUUUAUGCAACUUUUUCUGCUCUUUAAUAAUCAUCAUAGUAGAUUGAAUUUAAUGAAAUAUCAAUCAAAAAUACAUAAGAAGAAUUUAUAAACUAUUUGAAUUAAUAUACAUUACUCUCAAAAUCUGAAGAAAUACUAUUAAUUAAUAAUAGAGUGUUAUUUUUUAUUAAUUUUGCAUAAAAAGUUAGAUUUACAAAUAUUAAAAUUGAAAAUAUCUUUCUUGAAUCUGCUCUUUCGAUCUUUUGCAUUACAGAAAUCUCAAUUUAAAAAUUAAUUAUAUCUAAUAGUUUAAUUAAUUCGAAUCUAAUUAAAAUAUCUGCAAAUACAUGUAAUUAAUAUAUUAUUCAUUAUUAUAGAUUAAAAUUAAAUUUUAUAAUUAAGUGAUAUAUAAAUAUCAAAUAUUACUACAGUUUUCAAAUAAACUAGUUAUAAUUGUGAAUUAAAUUACAUAGAAGAAAUCCCUAUAUAAUUUGUUUGUAUUCAAUAAUCAGCUCCUAUUAAUUUAAUCGAAUAUUUUAGAAAUAGAUCAAUUACUUAUGGUGAAUGCAUACUUUCAUUAAUAAAAGAGAAAAAUGAUUAGAUAAUUAUAGAUGAUAUAAAUUAAGGAUUAAUUUAAUUCCUAGAUCUUAUUGAAUAAACAACAAUUAAAUUAUAUUAGAUAGAAUUAGUAAGAAUAAACUGUAAGUAUUGUUUAAAGGGAUUAAUAUAUUUUAAUUUUUAAAAGAUCACCAAAUUAUUAUAGAAAUAAUAUUUAGCAAAUAUUAUGAUAUCUAAUUCUAUUUGUGGAAGAUAAGGUUGUAUAAAUAUUGAAAAAAGUAAUAUUAAUAAAAGAAGAUUGUUAUAAACUUAAGAGAAAUACAUUUAAUAAUUGCAAUUAGAAUUCUUAAUAGAUAAUUAUCUUUGUUAAUAUAAUUCUGGAAUAAAUGGAACAUGCUUAUAUAUAUCCAAUGUUAAAGUAGAAAUGUAGAAUUGUCUUUUUCAAUAUAAUUAAGCAUAUUAAACAGGAGGAGCUGUAUAUAUUUAAGAAAAUGAGGAUAUUUUAAUAAUCAAUAGUUGGAUACUAAAUAAUUAAGCUAAGAUUGGAGGUGGAUUGUAUUUUGAAAAUUCUCAUGAUUUAAAUUAUUAAGGACUCUAAACUAAAAUUAGUAAUAAUUCAGCAACAUUUUAUGGAAAUGAUAUUGUUUCAAUACCUUAGAAACUUACAUUAGCAUAAUUUGAUAAAAUGACAUUAUUAGAAACUGUAGAAAUUAAAGAAAAUGAUAAUCUUCUAAUAGAAUAAGUUUAAUAAAUAACAUAAUAAAUUCCAUUUAUUAAUUACAUUAGACUACCAAGUGGAUAGAAGAUAUUUAAUUAUGUUAAAUUUAAUAAAAAUACUCGAUCAUAUGAACCUUUAAAUUAAAUAUUNUUUGCAUUACAGAAAUCUCAAUUUAAAAAUUAAUUAUAUCUAAUAGUUUAAUUAAUUCGAAUCUAAUUAAAAUAUCUGCAAAUACAUGUAAUUAAUAUAUUAUUCAUUAUUAUAGAUUAAAAUUAAAUUUUAUAAUUAAGUGAUAUAUAAAUAUCAAAUAUUACUACAGUUUUCAAAUAAACUAGUUAUAAUUGUGAAUUAAAUUACAUAGAAGAAAUCCCUAUAUAAUUUGUUUGUAUUCAAUAAUCAGCUCCUAUUAAUUUAAUCGAAUAUUUUAGAAAUAGAUCAAUUACUUAUGGUGAAUGCAUACUUUCAUUAAUAAAAGAGAAAAAUGAUUAGAUAAUUAUAGAUGAUAUAAAUUAAGGAUUAAUUUAAUUCCUAGAUCUUAUUGAAUAAACAACAAUUAAAUUAUAUUAGAUAGAAUUAGUAAGAAUAAACUGUAAGUAUUGUUUAAAGGGAUUAAUAUAUUUUAAUUUUUAAAAGAUCACCAAAUUAUUAUAGAAAUAAUAUUUAGCAAAUAUUAUGAUAUCUAAUUCUAUUUGUGGAAGAUAAGGUUGUAUAAAUAUUGAAAAAAGUAAUAUUAAUAAAAGAAGAUUGUUAUAAACUUAAGAGAAAUACAUUUAAUAAUUGCAAUUAGAAUUCUUAAUAGAUAAUUAUCUUUGUUAAUAUAAUUCUGGAAUAAAUGGAACAUGCUUAUAUAUAUCCAAUGUUAAAGUAGAAAUGUAGAAUUGUCUUUUUCAAUAUAAUUAAGCAUAUUAAACAGGAGGAGCUGUAUAUAUUUAAGAAAAUGAGGAUAUUUUAAUAAUCAAUAGUUGGAUACUAAAUAAUUAAGCUAAGAUUGGAGGUGGAUUGUAUUUUGAAAAUUCUCAUGAUUUAAAUUAUUAAGGACUCUAAACUAAAAUUAGUAAUAAUUCAGCAACAUUUUAUGGAAAUGAUAUUGUUUCAAUACCUUAGAAACUUACAUUAGCAUAAUUUGAUAAAAUGACAUUAUUAGAAACUGUAGAAAUUAAAGAAAAUGAUAAUCUUCUAAUAGAAUAAGUUUAAUAAAUAACAUAAUAAAUUCCAUUUAUUAAUUACAUUAGACUACCAAGUGGAUAGAAGAUAUUUAAUUAUGUUAAAUUUAAUAAAAAUACUCGAUCAUAUGAACCUUUAAAUUAAAUAUUUAGAAUUAUUGCAUAAAGUCGAAAUAAAUAAAUAAUGAAAAAUCUUAGAAAUACAUUUUGUACAAUAGAAAGUAGAAAGUUGAAUUUAUCUAAUAAUAAUAAUAAUGAUGAUGUUGUUUUCUCUAAUAAUCUUACUAAUAUUUAAAAAGUUUUAUUUAAUGAAUCUACCUAAGAUUAUAAUUUAGAUGAUUUGAUUGUUUAUUUUGAUAAUAAAUUACCAUCAAAUAUUGUAUUAUAAUUAUAAUUUUGGUGUAAUUCAAUUAGUAUCCCUAUAUAUAAUAAAGAAUAUCCAUAUAAUAUACUCAAUAAACAUUCUAAUUAUAAAUUAAGAGUCAAUAUCAAAACAUAUGAUUGUUAAUAUGGAGAAAUUAAAAACUAUACAGACUUUUCAUGUAUUCCAUGUAAUAGUGAAUAAGCAUUAUUUUCAUUAACAAUUAAUUCUUAGAAAUGUGAACUCAAAGAUGAUAUUUCAACAAUCAGUGUCCAAUCUGCUUUAUUAAAUUUAAAACCUGGAUAUUGGAGACCUUAUUUUGAAACUAAUAAAAUAAAUUAUUGCAUAAAUAAACCUGAAAAUUGUUUAGGAGGAUGGAUUGAAGGAGAUCUAUCAUGUCUUAAAGGUCAUAUAGGAGCUUUAUGUGAAGAAUGUGAUUUAUAUGCAAUUAAGGAAGAAGGUCCUUUUUCAACUAGUUCAAAAUAUUCAUGUGUCUCUUGUUAAGAAACUUCAAGAAAUUUUAUUUUAAUUAGUUUCGUAACUUUAUGGUAUUUAUUUAAUGUUUAAAUUAAGGACUUUGAUAUCAAUUUUCAUUUCAGUAUAAAGUAAUCUAAGAUCUAUCAAAUAAUCCAUUAGAGUUACUAGUAUACUCCUUAUUAAAAUAGCAGCAAUAUAAAAUAGAAAUUAAUCAGCUGUUCUAAUUAAAAUGUUAACUAAUUAUUUAUAAAUUAUGGCUUCUAUUGCUACAUUUAAAUUGAAAUUACCAAUCGAAUUUUAAAGUACUAUUAAUACAGCAGGAUCACCAGUUUAAACUAUGACAUAUUCAAUGGAUUGUUUUUUAUCUAGUCUUUUUUCAUUUGAAAUACAAUAUGCUAGAAUGAUUUGGUAAAUUAUAAUGCCAUUUGUAUAUAUCAGUUUCUUUUUUACAUGCUAUUUGUUAGCUAUUAAAUUUAAAUUUACUAGUUAUAAUAAAAGUGUCAUUACAACAACUAUUAUAUAUAUGUACAUCUGUUUACAAACAAGUUUAGUUGGAGGAUUUGCUCAACUUAUAUCUUAUAGAAAUAUAUCAGGAUAUUAAUGGAUUUAAGCAAAUGUUUCUUAAAGAUUUGAUACUCCUUAUCAUUAUUAAUGGAUUCUUUAAUUUUGUUUACCUAUGCUUAUUAUUUUAUCAAUUGUAAUUCCUUCUUAUUUUUUAUAUGGACUUCGUAGUAAUUCUGCAAAUUUAGAUAAAAAUUAAGUGAAAUCAUAAUGGGGUUAUUUAUACAAUGAAUAUACAUAUUAAGCAUAUUUUUGGGAAUUGAUAAAAAUUGCAUAAAAGUAAUUGAUGAUGAUUUGUUUAAUUUAUUAUGAUGAUAAUGUAAUCUUAAAAGCUACUAUGAUUGCACUAAUAAUAGGAAUUUAUUUAGAAUUAAGUUUGAAAUACAAACCAUAUAAUCGAAAUUAACUUAAUAAAUUAGAUUGUUAGACUAUGAAUGUAUGCUUGGCAACAAUAAUUUUAGCAGCUGGCAUUUAUAUUUCAGAGUAAACCUAUGUAUAUGAAGUAAAAAUUCCUUAUUUUGUAUUAAUUGCUAUAAUGAAUAUAUCAAUUUCUUAUAUUUUGAUAUCUAAAAUUGUAGUAGAAUACUUCAAAAAGGCAGGUAUCAAUAUUGAAAAAAUUGAAAAAGUAAAACAAUCUAUUAGAUAACAUUUUCCAUUUCUUAAUCAAAUUCCAUUCAUAUCUAAAUUAUUAGAAGAUCGUAGAGAAUAAAGAAAAAGAAUAUAACAAUUAUAUAUGAAAUUAAAGUAAUUCUUAUUACCAUAAGCUAAAGAGAUUAUAGCAUUUAAGAUGUCUUAAUUAAAAUAAGACAGUCAAAGAAAUUUAGAAUUAUAAAUUCACACAAAUUAAUUAAGUUUAAGAAGUCUAAAUCAUGCCAAAGACUAAGAAUAUUUCUUUAGAGAAUCUAUGAAAUAAUCUUCAUUAAAUACUUCUAAACAUGUUGUAGAAUCUACUGUUUUCGAUAAAACGUAUUUAAAUAUCUAUAAUAGAAAUUUCAAACGAAACGAAUAAUAGAAGGCUAAAUAUGAUUUAAUCCAGAAAAAAAUGACUUAAACUUAAAUAAAUAGUAAUCCAAAUAAUAUUAAAGAUAAUAAAGAAUAUUGA